GAAACAGCGAACCUGCAGCUUCGACGACGUCCCUCCAAGAAUCUCAUGAGCGGUUCUUGACGAGCCUUUGCGCCGCUCGUUCCUCUUUCAAUCCUCGGCCACCGCUCCAGUGACGCGAUCACUCAAAGGGCGUGGUGAAUAUACCGCAUGCUCUUAGCAGCAAACCUGCAGUGCUUUUACUCGUCAGUCAGUCAGAGCCACCACCGCGUUUGCUCGUAUUCUAUUGAGAGCCGCCUCGUUUGCUCCGCUUCUGAAAGCAAGCCUGCUCGAAACAUUCCUCCUGUAGUAACGCCUCGCCUCGUAUCAUCCCUCUGUUAUCUCCCUGUCAUCUCCCUGUCAUCUCCCUGUUAUCUCCCUGUCAUGGCGCCGCUCCGAGCAACGAUCUCCUACCACUGCCACUGGCAGUGCGUGUUCAUUUGUGAGCGUCCGUCCAUCCAGCCGUUGACGCCCCUGGCAAGUGCACUCAUGGCUCCGCCGCCCGUCCAGAGCAGCCCAAGUGGAAGUACUGACCAAUGCUCGCCCUGCCCUGGCUCGCUGCUGCUGUGCUCUGUGCAGGCGCAGCGCUCGUCGCAGCAGGUGCAGCGUCUGCACCAAGAUCCGAUCCAGAGUCCCCUCCGGUGGAUCCCUCAUCGUCUCCCCCGUCUCCCCUGACGUCUCCCCCGACAUCUCCACCAACUCCUCCCCCAACUUCUCCCUCGACGUCUCCCUCGACGUCUCCCCUGACGUCCCUUUCAACUUUCCCCCCGAAGUCCCUCUUCGCGUCCCUGGCAGCGGCCCUCCCACACAGCCUCUCUGGCAUCGCCUUCACUCACGGCUGGCCCGUGGUGAAGGGCAAGGUGUUCGUGUGCUAUGUGGCCAAGCUGCGUCCCACCCGCAGCAACGGGAAAGUGGUUGGAGACCGAGGAGCAACCGGGAAAGCCUGGGUUAAGGGAGUGAAGGCCGUGGAUGGAAGCUUCCUUGUGAUGAAAGUACGCGUUGACAACAUCCGUCCGGAGGGGAGUCUGCCUCAAGUGCGUGUCCAUUCCUCAUGCCUGGAGGGUAUGUUACGACAAGGAGUACGGGAAUAGUGACCCAUAUCAGAGGAUUGCAGGCAACCGGGGUCAUCUGGUCAACCGUUACAGCUUCAUUGCCGGGACGAAAUUUGGCCCCGCGACUAUGGCCAGACGCAGCAAGGUAUCCAGUACUAUGUUUCUCUCUUAGGCAACGAUCUGUUUGUUGCGUCUCAUCAAAACAACAACUUUUCACUCUGCGGGAAGCUGAGGAAGAAGCGCUGAAGUUUCAUUCCAGUGUUGGGGAAUUGGAGCAUUUGCACUCAACUUUUCAACCUCGGAAGAUUGUCUCAGGCGUGCCACGGUUCUGUUAGAGGAAGCCGGUUUGGGGGUGUAUCAUGGCAAAGGAUGGGGACUCACAAGUGACGCCAGCAGGGAGGGUGGGUGAGGGGGGGGAGAGGUAGCCGGUUUUGGGGAAGAGCUGACUGGAGUGAGUCGGGUCGGGACAGGAGUGCACUAGGGCAUGCAAAAACGUUCUUGAAAAUUGGGGUGCAGCAUUCGUCCGAUCGAAACCAUGGGCUGCAAGUCAUGUGUGUGCAGGGUAGCUCAGCCUUAGAACACCUUGACCGAGUGCUUUUUCUUCGCUACUCUUGUUAGUUACCGUGUUAUGUGAAUUGGUUAGUAGUUCUGAUAUUUUACAGUACGACACCA
Molecule: messenger RNA, 1700 nt
Organism: Closterium sp. NIES-67
Lineage: Eukaryota; Viridiplantae; Streptophyta; Zygnematophyceae; Desmidiales; Closteriaceae
Source: the annotation of a GenBank genome assembly